Molecule: messenger RNA, 5460 nt
Organism: Ictalurus punctatus (channel catfish)
Lineage: Eukaryota; Metazoa; Chordata; Actinopteri; Siluriformes; Ictaluridae
Gene: tmem269
Product: transmembrane protein 269
Exons: 9
Coding region: 3933-4682 (249 amino acids)
Biological process (GO): phospholipid biosynthetic process
Cellular component (GO): membrane
Molecular function (GO): phosphotransferase activity, for other substituted phosphate groups
Source: RefSeq, a predicted model, not a curated record
UCUAGUGAGCGGUGCUGCGUCUUUAAAAUGUGUCGCACUGAGUUCGUGCACGCUGAUGUUUCUGACAGGUGAUGCGAGCACUACGACUCAUAUCAUUGCGCACUAAGACUCUUUUUGGUCACUGGGGAAACAGUUGCAGGUUGUGAAAAAAGAAAAAGAAAAAAAAAGGAUUUAUUAUUUUUAUUUUUAUUUUUUUUGGUCUGGAGGAAUAAAAUCCGCUUCGAGACGCGACAUUCACCACAGUGUUCAUUUUAAAGUCUGACUCGCAUCCCUGCAUGUCCUUACCGCUGCUGUGCUGCGCAGAGACCGAAAAGCCCACCAUGAUCCUGCUAACUCCAUCUUCUGGUCAUGUUAAAACUCUGGGGACUGUGACCUCUGCUGGUUGGCAGGACUGGCGUUACAGGACAUUACUACUGAUACUCCUGAAGCCAAAUCACCUCUCCUACCUGUGGGCCUGGGAGCAGGUUGGUCCGGAUGUUCACGAUGGAAAUCUGUGCUGAGAGCUGGGUCUGGAAUGUCACCCGCACUGACCCAGGGGCGUUCUUCAGGCCAAUACCCCUCCCAAUCCACAAGGUAUAACAUGCGACUGCCCUGUCACUUGUAGUCGAGUAACCUCCUUACAAGGUAAGCCAGUCCACCCUCACCUGGUCCACCCGUGGCUUAGUUCCAGUUGAAUGCCCCUGUGCAAAAGAAGACAAAACAGGUUUGAGUAAUAAUACAUGAAAAUUGGGGGAGAUUAUAUGUGAUUGUGACAACUCCUCAUGAUAAGAGACUGGAUUCAUAUCUGUUUUUUUGCUGAGAGUUCACCCAUUGGCCAAUUCCCACCCACUAGCCAGCUCUCGCAUCAUAUCACAGCUACCAACCAGAGAUGGUGAAGGCUAACAUGUGCUUCCUCCAAGACAUGUGAAGUCAGCCAACUACAUGUUUUUUUUUUUACUUGUGCUCAUGGUGUGUCACAAGGCAGCGUAACACACUCGGAGGAAAGUGCUAUCCGGCCUCUUUCACAUGCAUGAGCUCACAGACGCCUACGAUUGGCUAGUGUGACUGACCCAGAUCGUACAGUCAGUUUUGCUCCCUUGGACUUCCAGACACAGAUGGGGAUUCAAACUUGAUCUCUGGGUGAUAGGGCGAGUGCUUUUCUGUUGCAUUAUUUUAUAGAAAGGACAUAUGAAUCUGGGACUUCCAAAAGGGAAUUCUCAGACAGAGAUCCCUGGUGGACAACCAGACAGUUUGCCCCAGGCAUAGUUGUGGAUGCAGCCUGUGUUUCUUUUCAACUUGAGACUGUCUUUGGAUUGCCUACUGUAUGAACACAUGCUGCUUCCCAGGUCUGUUCACUCCUUCUCAUCAAUUCAUCGGGUCUUCUGACAGGAUUCUGAUUUGGUUCACCAUACCAUAGAACUAAGGCAGGGUAGGUGAUGGCUCCAGUAAUGCUGUUUAUUGGAAAAAUGUGAUCUUCCAAUUUCUUGAUUCAUGCACUCAACUUUUUUUUCCCCGACCAUUUGUUUGUGGAUGAUAGCUGGAUGAAGGCUGAUAUUAAUGGUAAGUAGUUGACAGAAGGUGAUGAGUUGUGCUCCCCCUCAGUAAUCCCAUAAUAUCUAAAGAUCUGCCUGAAGAUUGUGGUAUAAGAGUGGUUCUUGUUUGUUCACAGACUGAAUUUACUUUGACGUAAUUAGUGACAUCCAAGGAGAACCACCGGAACUUAUUGGUUACAAAGGAGGACACCCUGCCCCAAUCCUACAAGCAUCUACCAAAUGGUACCAUUUUUGUGGCAGAGCCUUAUGAACUCCUCCAUGAAGAUCUGCUAGAACUGUUGAGCAUACCCUCCUAGAAGGUGGCCUUGAGAAGCAAUGGCCAAACUCAGAUCCCGAUUUACUACUUUAUCCACGGUGUUAGGCAAGUCUUCUGUAUUAGAUCAAACUCGGAGAGUGUCAUGAUCCGUGCACAGAGGUGCUUUAAUAUAAAGUCCAAACAUGUUGAAAUCACAAAUUCAGUUAACAUUAAUGUACAAUCAGACCAAAGGACAAUCCAAAGGAGUAAACCAGGAGGCGGAGGGUCAAACUUAUCAUAAAUGAUCAGUAGGACAACAAUGCUCAGAACCUACACAACUGCAAUGUUUGGCAAGACUUCACAAUGAAUGAAUGGUCUUGGAAAUAUUUAUAUAUUGUGGAGUCCGAAAGUGAACCGUAAAGGUUUGGCAGAGGUCGUGUUAGAACUCUGGCUACUGGGGCCUCUUCUGGUGGGGAGGGGUGAUGUCCUUGGCUGGUGUUAUACUAAGCCUCUGCCUGUAUCAGGCACGUAAUGUCAACCUAAUGUCUAUGCAGAUGUAUGUAUUUUUUGCUCAUUUGGAGAUUUAAAAAAAUUCAUGACAUAGUUAUACUGUAUUGUCUUUUUUAAAGCCCCAAUCAGGAAUUUGUGGUUGUUGAGCCUCCAAUAUGUCUGCAAGAAGACAAAACCCAGUAGGACUUAUUAGUUCAAAUUAGUAGAACUAUCUUUAGUAAGUACAGUGGAUAUAAAAAGUCAACACACCCCUGUUAAAAUGGCAGGAUUUUGUGAUGUAACAAAAAAAAACAAAACAAGAUAGGGUCAUUGUGACAUGUAAACCUGUUAAUUAAGGUGACAAACAAUAAGAAUCAUUUUAGUUGCGUAAAUGAAACAUAAAAAGUGUACAAUAACCUGGUUGCAUAAGUCUGCACAUCCCUAAACUAAUAUUUAGUUGAAGCAUAUUUAGAUUUUAUCACGGCAUUAUCUUUUGGGUUAAGAGUCAGUUUGGCACAUCUUGACUUAGCAAUAUUUUGCCAUUCUUCCUUGCAAAAGCUUUCUAACGCCGUCAAAUUGGCUGGCCAUCUCCUGUGCAGAGCCCUCUUCAGGUCACCCCACAGAUUUUAGAUUGGAUUUAGGUCUGGACUCUGGCUGGGCCAUUCCAAAAACCUUGAACUUGUUUUGGUGAAGGAAUUCCUUUGUUGAUCUGGAGGUUUGCUUCGGGUGAAAUUCCUCUUCAUCUUAAGUGUCUUCGCAGAAGCCUUAAGGUUUUGUGCCAGAUUUGACUGGUAUUUGGAGCUGUUCAUUAUUCCCUCCACAAUGAUUAAAGCCCCAGUUCCAGCUGAAGAAAUCAGCUUCAAAGUAUGAUGCUGCCACCACCAUGCUUCCCUGUUGGGAUGGUGUUCUUUUCAUGAUGUGUAGACUUUUUAUAUCCACUGUAUAACAUGAACCUAUCUAGAAGUAGUUUGGUGAUCUUUUAUUACUUCCUUAUUGGGGCUUUGAAGAUUCCUAAAAUGUUACAAUUUCUAAAACAGCUACUCGAUAUAAUAAACAUGAUUUAACAGGCAUCUCUGACACUGGCUUACACACUCAAAUGAAAGGAGGUAAAAGCAAAACCAGCAUCGUCUGUUGCACUGUCACCCCUUUUAUGCGGUGAGCCACCGAACAUUUCCUACUAUAUGUAAUAACCAUUUGGCUGUAUGUUGUAAUUUUUUCUUUGUUUUGUCAACAGUAUGAUGCAUAAGCAAUUCAUUAUUUACUGUUUUCUAACUAAAUUGUAUUAGGGAUACCACAGUUUAUUACAUGAAUUCACCAUUUAUCUUUAAAUUAAUUCAAGCAACUGAAUACACCAGCCAGUAAUGGUAUUAAAUGAUCGCUGCAAGUGGUGUAGUUGUAUAAAAAACAUGCCACGCAGGCUGGCUAACAUUUGUCCUAUUUCUCAUUAGGCCUCUUAGAACGACUUCAGUAUUCACCAGCUCCACAGACAAAAUGUGUUGUAAGUUUUAGCUGUACUUUCAAAUCACGUGUCUGGUGAGGUUCGAUCAAAGUAAAAAAAAAAAGAAAAGAAAAAAUAAUAAAAAUUGAAAAAAUUCAAUUAAAAUCGUUAAAUGCAGAUUUUUGGUGAAUGAUGUGCUGUUGGCUUGUGCUGUGUCUGAUUGGUUGUUUUCUUUCAGAUGAAGAGUCGCUUGCAAUCGACUGGCUUUGGAAUCACGUCAAGUUCAGGCUUUUUCCAGCGCACCAGCAAACUGUUCCUAAGUGGAAGGGCCAGUUGGGUCCAGCUCAAAGAGUUUGCCCGCAAAAAUGCUGCCAAUGCCUUGUCUGUUGCCAACCUGGUCAUGGGGAUGGGCUCCAUUCUCUGCAGUCUCAAUGGGCACCAUUAUGCUGCGUGUUGGCUGGUGCUGAUUGGUUACCUGCUGGAUUUGGCAGAUGGUGCGGUUGCCAGGCAACUGAAUGCUUGCUCAGCAUUGGGAGCCAAACUGGAUGAUUUUGCCGAUUUCACAACGUUUGGAAUAGCAACGUCGCUGCUCUUAAGGACUCCCAACAUCCUGGAUAACGUCCUCUGCAUGUGCUACAUGCUGUCUGUGUUUAUUCGGCUUUGUUUCUUCUCCAGUGGCAUUCCUUUCAUGUAUCGUGGCCUGCCGUGCAUCUACUCGUCCGCCAUUCUCGCCUGCCUGUCUCUCCUCACUGGAGGGAACAUGGCUGUGCUCCGGCUCACUGCCGUGGCCAUGAUCCUCUUCAUGGUCAGCCAGACUCUUUACCCCCAUGACCGGGUGCUGGAGUCACAGGCCUGGAAAAAGGUGGUCUAUGCUGGAGGUAUUAUUGUGGUCUUCUGCUCUUCAUUCCCUCCUGUGUGUCUGUACUAUCUGCUAUGGUCAGUUUCCUACAUUUUGUUCCCAAUGUCCCUAUGGAGCUGCAAAGUGUAACGGGCUACGAUGUGUUGUCCAAACUACGACACUCCAGGCUUGAAGAAAGCCCAUACGGCCCAACAGAAGCAUCUUUGCAGCCUUGGAGUAUCAAACCCUGCUCAAUCCCCAGAACCUCUGGACAUUGUAUGCUGCUUUUUUUUUUUUCUUUUUUUUUUUUCCUUUUCUUUCAUUAUUAUUGUUGAGGUGAUAAACUUUGGGGUGCAGUGAUGAAAUCUGCCUGAUCUAGAGGACUGCUGGACUGACAGUGAAAUUAUUUUCACUAAAAUCAGUUUGUAAAAAGGCUGACUGCUGACUGCGAAACACGUUUCUAUUUGGGUGAACUGUGAACUGUGUGUUGCGUUCACAGAGGUCUCUGAUGUGUGUCACUCUUGAAAUGUACAAUGGAUUCCACCACAACUGCAGUGGGGUGAUAUUAUUUUGGUGAAUUUUAUUCAUGGGGAAAUUAUAAGAACAAUGUCUUGUAUAUAUGUACCAUAAUUGGUAUUUUCAUACUAGUAACGCAGAUGUUUUAUUAAAAGGGAAAUUUAAAAAAACAGAAGCUAAAGCAUGAGUGUGAGAAAACCUUAGGAAAACUAAAACUCAAAUGGAUAAAGUGUCUUCUUAUUAGUCCACUGACAUUUUUAAAAUACAAUCCGUUGAAAAAUGGUGUAUUUUAUUAUUCAGAGGAAUCAAAAUGUCAUUUGAUUCAGAUUUUUUUUUAACUGCCAGUGUCUCUUGAGCUGCUUUGUGACAUGUAGGCAGUGAUGCAUAAUAAAAGCCAGUACAGUUUGAUGAA